Molecule: messenger RNA, 3076 nt
Organism: Antechinus flavipes (yellow-footed antechinus)
Lineage: Eukaryota; Metazoa; Chordata; Mammalia; Dasyuromorphia; Dasyuridae
Gene: HTRA4
Product: HtrA serine peptidase 4
Exons: 9
Coding region: 321-1727 (468 amino acids)
Biological process (GO): programmed cell death; proteolysis; positive regulation of apoptotic process
Cellular component (GO): extracellular region
Molecular function (GO): protein binding; serine-type endopeptidase activity
Source: RefSeq, a predicted model, not a curated record
UAUGAAUUUUUUGGCUAGAUUUUUAGAAACGCUGAGAGUUCUCUUCUCUUCCCCGUUGGAGUAGGAGGAAGAGAGGGAGUGACAAGAAGUAGCAAAUGUGUGUUUGGGGGAGGAGGAGGAAGAGAAGGGUCAGUAAUAAGGGUUCCACCAGGUUCCGCCCUCCUAGGACUCAAGGGCUUAAAAGCUAUGGGAUGACACAGUUAGGCAGAGGCGGCCCCAUGACCUGGCAGGAUUGUUAAUUGCCCUAAGGAUUCUACUGAAUUGGGCGCCAGAGUAAACUAAAAAAGUAAAGAAAGUUAAGGAGAAAGUCGGGAGAGGAGAUGGCUAUGGUUGUGCGUUUUGUGGAAGCUGGACUACUUCCCUGCCUGCUGUUGUUGCUGUCCACGGUAGCAAAGCUCUCGAUCCAAGUUGGACCUCCCUGGCCACCGACGCCCUGCCCACCUACCUGCGAGCCGACCCGCUGUCCCCCAUUGCCAGUCUGCCCCAUGGGGGCGUCGCCACAGCCUGACCAUUGUAACUGCUGCUUAGUGUGCGCUGCUAGGGAAGGGGAAACGUGUGGGGGACUUUGGAAACGACCCUGCGCCUUAGGGCUGCGGUGCCGCAUGACUCGUACCUCCAAGAGCCGGGGCCAACUCGGUACUUGCGUCUGCCGGGCUUCGGAGGUACCAGUCUGUGGCAACGACGGCCGUUCCUAUCAGAGUCUCUGCGCGCUCCGAGCAGAGAAUCGAGCCGCCAGUCUCCGAGGGGAUCUUCCAGCAGUGCCCGUGGAGAAGGGAAACUGUGGCAACUCAGGGACCAGAAGCCCAGGCAGCCUCAGGGACAAAUAUAACUUCAUCGUUGAGGUGGUGGAGAAGGUUGCGCCAUCUGUGGUACACUUGGAACUAUUCCGCAGGUCACCUUUAAGUAAUGAGUAUACUCAUGCAUCCAGUGGCUCAGGGUUCAUAGUGUCUGAAGAUGGGCUCAUUGUUACCAAUGCUCAUGUUCUCACAAACCGGCAGCGGAUCACUGUGGAACUCCAGAAUGGGGAAAAAUAUGAAGCAACUGUGAAAGACAUUGACCAAAAAGCUGACCUUGCUCUCAUCAAGAUUGAGCCAAAGACUGACCUUCCUGUUUUGUUCUUGGGACGAUCAUCCAACUUGCAUGCAGGGGAGUUUGUGGUAGCUCUAGGCAGCCCCUUUUCUCUUCAGAAUACAGUCACUGCAGGAAUUGUCAGCACCACUCAACGAGGAGGCAAAGAACUGGGCUUAAAGGACUCAGACAUGGACUACAUCCAGACUGAUGCUAUCAUCAAUCAUGGGAAUUCUGGGGGGCCUCUGCUGAACUUGGAUGGUGAAGUUAUUGGCAUAAACACCCUGAAGGUGACAGCAGGAAUUUCCUUUGCUAUUCCUUCAGAUCGAAUUCGACAAUUCUUGGCAGAAUUUUAUCAGCGCCAAUUAAAAGGAAAAGUGCUUUCCCAAAAGAAAUAUUUAGGUCUCCGGAUGUUGCCUCUUUCUAUGAGACUUCUCCAAGAAAUGAAGAAUCAAGAUCCAGAUUUUCCUGAUGUGAGUUCUGGGGUCUUUGUAUAUGAAGUGAUUCAAGGAACUCCUGCUGCAAGCUACACCACUCAUGAGAAGCUUGUUUUCUCCUAUCAACACAGUACCCAGGAUUCCAUGGACUUUUCCUCCUAUGCCCCUCCUUCCUUAAUGUGUUUGUUCUUGAACAAUAAUGGCUUUUCAUCAACGGCUUAAAUUGCACAUGCUAUGGAGAGAAAUUUGGAGGGUAUAAGCUAUAUAUAGAGUUGGAAAGAUACAAAUAUACCAUCUUAAUGUUCAAUUUGGCUUGGCAAAAGUAAAUUGGAUUUGAUAUUGUUUUUAUAAUUGUUUCCAGCUCUUCUUUUUGUGUAAUUUCCCACUUAAGACUCACGGGUUCUCUCAGUUAUAAAAAAGCAAGGUUCCUAGGUCUUUGUUUUGGUCCUAAUUUAAAACAAUUCUUCCUAGGAUAGUCUUUGGCCUUAGAUUCUGAACAAAGAAUUAUCCCAACUCUCUUACCUUGCUCAACAUAGAGCCCUACUGGUCAGUACUCCUAAAUUGACCCUGUUCUAAAAGUUCAAAUUUCAGAUUUUUUUAUUCUUAAACCUCUCAUCUCCUCUAACAUUUCUCCAUCAUUAACAUUUCUAAACUUCAUAUUUCUUUAAAAUUUUCCAAAUUAAUAAAAUAAAAUAACAUUUCCCAAAUUACUUUCUAACUCCAUUCCUCAUUGUGUCAUAACUAUUUCUGGGGCUCCUAAUCUCUUAUCAUGAGUCUAUUUCCCACUAAGGAAAUCAUCAACUGGCAUAUAUCUUCUGACACAGUCAAAUCUCAAAUAUACACAUUAGCAUAGUUACAACUCUAUUAACAUUUCUAUUGAUGUGUUUCACAUUUGAACCUCUUCCAUUUCAAGAACAAUAGAUUCUAUAUGUUGAUAAUUUAGUCCCCCAAAUGAAGCCAAUGAACUGGGCUUAUAAUUCAUAAUUUUGCUAAUUAAAGUUUCAUUUUAAAAGAGAGACUAGAGACAGACAUUUUUAGAUUUGUUUGAAGCACAGACUGUAGUUGUUUUAUGUUCCCUAGUUCUAGAAAUUUUUUGAAAAAAGAGCCAGAGAGCUUCCUAUUAGAGUCAAACAGAUGAUAUAUUUGGGGAAAAAUCCCCAAUUUCCUUGGGGUCAAAAAAUCAGUAAGGUUUUUAUGUGCUAAUGUUAGCUUGAUGGGGAAGCUCAGGAAUAUGAGAGAAGAUUCAGGGGAAGUUUGCCAUUUGUUUACUUACUAGUAAGAGUAAGAGGUCGGAAAGCUAGUGGAUGCCUACAACUAGUGAUUUAUUUUUCCCAAUACAAUCCAUCCCUCAAAAUGAAUAAAGCAGAACUAUCUCUAAGCUUUUUAGCAGAAUUUCCAUGUGAGAAAUAAGGUUAUGUUCUAGAUUUAGUAAAGCCAAAAAAGCCUUUUCUCUAGUUCUCUAUUUUCAUAUUUUCCCCAGCUCUGGAAUGCGAAACCAUGAUGUGAUUACCAGCAUAAAUGGACAACCUGUCACUUCCAUCACAGAUGUCAUUGAAGCUGUGAAAGAGAGU